GGUUGCUCAUGGAUCACAAAUUACACUACGCCAUUCACAUGGACGAACAUGUUGGCUACAUUCACACAAUGCAGUUUACCCCAUUAGAUAUCCAGACAAACGUGGUUCAAGCCAUCAACAACAAGUCACCUGUUAUUCUUUUAAGGAUGUAAACAAUUGGUGGAUUGUUAAGAGACCAGAGAAGAACGAUCUGAUUGUUGAACAACCCAUAGAUGCUAUCAAACAUGGAGAUGUCAUUCAACUAGUUCAUGGUAUAAGUAGUCGUGCCCUCAACAGUCACGAUGUAGCAGCGCCAAUGUCACCACAAUGUCAGGAAGUUUCCUGCUAUAUUGACUACAACAUUUCCAUGCCUGCCCAAAAUCUUUGGAAAGUGGAAGUAAUCAAUAAAGAACAAAAUGGAGAUGCCUGGCAUACUAUUCAGUCGUUAGUGAGGCUGAUACAUGUUGAUAGUAAUACUGCCUUGAAAUAUACGGGAAGACAAUUGCCAGACUGGGGUUUUCACCAACAUGAGGUUGCAGCCGAUAGGGUAAUCAUACAAGAUGACACCGUGUGGAAUGUUGAGGAACAUAGAUAUACAAAAUCCGGGGACCAAAAAGAACGUGAAAGAGAAAUGGUAACAGCAGAAAUGAUACCUACAACACCUACGAGAUUGAGUUUCUGGCAGAAGUUUUUUGAACUUCAUUACAAAAUGAUGUUUGCUAAUACUGAAAAUGUUCAGAAUCAUAUGUACAGUUCUGAACCUCACGAAUGGCCUUUCUUGUCCAGAGGAAUUGCCUAUUGGAUAUCUUCUACAAGUAAUACCAGUUCCGCGGAAGUACUUUGGACAUGUAAUAAGUGGUCAAGAAAAUAUAUGUUGCUACAAAAUAUUAUGCCAGGGAAAAUAGCAGGUAAAUGCGGUCCAGGACAAAGAAGAACUUCAUGGUUGAAGAACUUGCGAGAUUGGUAUGGUAUUGAUACAAGCAUACUAUUUCGGGUGGCAGUGAAUAAAAUUAAGAUAUCUGUGAUGGCAACCAACGUUCUGAAAGAACAUGGCUCAAGUUCACCUUUUGGGAAAUAUAGCGAUAUGGUAUUCAGCUACAUUUGGUCUAUUUACAUACUUUUCUCUGCUAGUAAUAUACCUUCUUCGGCGCAGAAGACAAUGCUACGACUUACAUCCACACAUUUGGACACAGUUCCAGAAAACAGGAGAAAUCUUCUUUACUGGCUAUCUCUUCCACUACUUACCGUACUUUUUCGUAGAUAGAACAUUGUUUUUACACAAUUACCUACCAGCUUACGCUUUUAAAACAUUACUGCUAGUUGCUACUAUAGAACACGUAUAUGUGGUUCUUCACGACGUGUUUAGAGUUAAGUUUUUAAAGAUGUUGUUCCUUGUAGUUUUAGUGAUCUGGUUAGGGUGGGUUGUUUAUGUUUUUAAGAAGUUUUCUGUACUCAGUUACGGAACAACUGAUCUGACUACUGAAGACAUUCUUAAGUUAAGGUGGAAAGAUACGUGGGAUUUUAUUGUACAUAAGAAUUAAAGAGAAUUUUACACUUUUUGGAACUAAAAUUGAUUAAUGGGUGUCUGUAUACUGUCCCUUUAGAAGAAAACUACAAACUUUAGUGGUUAUUUUUUUUUUGGUUUAAUGGACAACUUUUCAAGGUACUGUUACAGAUUAGAAAGCUAAAAAAAUGCAUAAUUUCAAAUAAAA
Molecule: messenger RNA, 1691 nt
Organism: Diabrotica balteata
Lineage: Eukaryota; Metazoa; Arthropoda; Insecta; Coleoptera; Chrysomelidae
Source: the annotation of a GenBank genome assembly